ACGGGUGAAAGGUGUUUCAGCUGGUCUCAGGGUGAUCUAGGUGAGUUUGUACAGUGAAGAUGAAUCUAAACAAACUUUUUGUUUUGUCGAAAUCAGUCAAGCUCGGAAGAAAUUUGAUCGCUGCACGAGUAGGACACGUUGGUGCGGGAUGUCUACAAAAGCGCUGCAUUAGAUCCAGUGCGAGGAGUUUGGCAUAUGCCAAAGAUCUGUUUCUGGGCAAAGUAAACAAGGCGGAAGUGUUUCCUUAUCCAGAAAUAAGCAAUGAAGAAUUAGAGGAGAUGAACCAGCUUGUCCAGCCGGUGGAGAAGUUUUUUAAUGAAGAAGUUGAUUCUAAGAAGAUCGACCACGAUGCUGUCAUUCCUCCCGAGACUUUGAAUGGGCUAAAGGAACUGGGACUGUUUGGCAUCCAGAUACCUGAAGAAUAUGGUGGGCUGGGCUUGUCCAACACAAUGUAUGCCAGGUUAGGAGAAAUCACAUCUUUGGAUGGAGCUAUUGCUGUCACUCUCGCUGCACAUCAGGCCAUUGGCCUAAAGGGUAUUUUGAUUGCUGGAAAUGACGAGCAGAAAAAUAAAUACCUGCCCAAACUAGCAACAGGAGAACACAUUGCAGCAUUUUGCCUCACUGAACCAGGAAGUGGCAGUGAUGCUGCAUCUGUUCAGACACGUGCCACCCUGACAGAAGAUGGAAAACACUAUCUGAUCAACGGCACAAAGUUCUGGAUUUCAAAUGGUGGUUGGGCUGACAUCAUGACCGUGUUUGCCAGAACCGAGGUCGUUGAUGAAGACGGUCAAAAGAAAGAUAAGAUCACAGCUUUUAUUGUGGAAAGAGCUUUUGGUGGCAUCGCCAGUGGCAAGCCUGAGGACAAGCUCGGCAUCAGAGGCUCAAAUACCUGUGAAAUCUCAUUUGAGGACACCAAGGUGCCAAUCGAGAAUGUGAUUGGUGAAGUUGGUGGCGGCUUUAAGGUUGCAAUGAACAUUCUUAAUAACGGACGCUUCAGCAUGGGCAGUGCUGGUGCGGGAAUGAUCAAGAAACUGAUUGAGUUGACCUCGGAAUAUGCCGGCACAAGGAAACAAUUCAACAGGAGCCUUGCUGAGUUUGGAAUGAUUCAGGACAAAUUUGCUACCAUGGCUCUCAAUGCCUUUGUGAUGGAGAGCAUGGCCUAUCUCACUGCUGGAAUGAUGGAUCGACCUGGAGUUCCUGACUGUUCUGUGGAGGCUGCCAUGGUCAAGAUCUUCAGUUCCGAGGGUUCCUGGAUCUGUGUGAGUGAAGCUCUGCAGGUGUUAGGAGGGCUGGGCUUUACCAAGAACUACCCGUACGAGCGCUACCUUAGGGACUGCCGCAUCCUUCAGAUAUUUGAGGGGACUAAUGAGAUUUUGAGGAUGUACAUUGCGCUCACAGGAAUGCAGUACGCUGGCAAAAUAUUAACAGGAAAAAUAAAGGAAAUGAAAAAGGGCAAUUUGGGCGUGGUGUUUGAGAUCCUGGGGAAGAAGUUGAAGGACUCAGUGGUGAAGACGGUGGACUUUGGACUGACCGGCAAAGACGGUGUAGUUCACCCCAGUCUGACGGAGAGCGCCAAAAUGUUUGAGGAGAACGCUGCACUCUUCGGAUCUACUGUGGAAAGCUUGCUAUAUCGAUACGGAAAGACAAUCGUUGACGAGCAGCUGGCUCUUAAAAAAGUUGCAGACGUGCUGAUUAACCUCUACGCCAUGACGGCUGUCCUAUCCCGCGCCACUCGCUCCAUCAACAUCGGUCUGCGCAACCAUGACUACGAGGUGCUGCUAGCCAACACUUUCUGCAAGGACGCCUAUUUCAAGAACAACUACUUGAUGACUCAGCUUCAAAAAAAUUCCCCGGAGAACAACGAUGCCAGUAUAAAGAAGAUUGCCCAGGAGGUGCUGGCAAAGAGGGCGUAUAUCUGCUCACAUCCUCUGGACAGAACUUAUUGAAUCGUGACAUCACCUGGUUGUCCUGCAUUACGAUUGGAUGGCAAAACACCCGACUCUUGUAAUUUAUCAUUAGCUCAAGGUCUUCCCGUAACCUUCAUCCACCUCAGGACGUCUGAGUUUAACCUGCUCUUAUCUCUGUUGAGAGGUUAGCUAUACAUAAAGUGUGUAUUUUUCACAUAUUGCUUUAUUGAAACUGAAACUUUAAAUAUUGAGUCUCGAUUGAGUCUAACAUUGAUGUGUAGACAUUUUUGUCAGUGUUUUUCGUUCUUUGUAUAGCAAUAAUAUGCACUUUCAAUGCCAUACAUUCAUACUGUACCACCGAAGUGCUGCUUAGUGUUGUUUAACAACAUUAAAGUGAAAUUG
Messenger RNA from Triplophysa rosa, 2309 nucleotides. RefSeq names its product acyl-CoA dehydrogenase family, member 9 (gene acad9). Gene Ontology annotation, molecular function: acyl-CoA dehydrogenase activity; flavin adenine dinucleotide binding. The transcript is spliced from 18 exons. The coding region runs from base 60 to 1946 and encodes 628 amino acids. Lineage: Eukaryota; Metazoa; Chordata; Actinopteri; Cypriniformes; Nemacheilidae. The record is from RefSeq and is a predicted model, not a curated record.